AUGACGUCUUUUCUUAUUGAGAUUCAUUUCAUCCUGGCAUCAGAAGGAACCUCAUCUCGAACAUCUGAAAAGCUUGACACAAUGACAGCCACCACACCGCAGCCCUUCUCCGUACCGGUAUUGUUUACCGAGAUUGAUCAUGAACCAAAGAACAUCUGGACUGACUAUGGCCCUACUGAGAGGCGAAUCAUCGCCAAAGGAUGGGUCAAAGAGGAGGGUCGCAAGGCAUUUUCGGUUGAUACAAUCUGGGACAAGGAUGUCCGGAUUCCGCUCCGCGAUGGUGUCGAACUCUUGCGUGACGAUUUUCGUCCAGUGACGUCCGACGACAAGCAUGUCCCGGCUAUCAUGCCAUGGAGUCAUUACGGCAAGUCCGGAACAGGCAUUCAGCAGCUCGACAUGUUUCCAUGGAGAGUCGGCGUGCCUCGUUCCGAAACAAGUGGUCUGGAGAAGUGGGAGGCGCCUGAUCCUGCUGAGUGGGUUACCCGCGGCUAUGCGGUUGUGAACAUCGAUGCUCGCGGGUCCUUCAAAUCCGGCGGCGAUCUCGUUGCGUACGGGACUCAAGAGGGCCAUGAUGGGUACGACUGUAUCGAGUGGAUCGCGCAGCAACCCUGGUGUAAUAAGAGGGUGUUCAUGGCCGGGAACUCAUGGCUGGGGACAACGCAAUGGUUCAUCGCUGCUGAACAACCUCCUCAUCUGGCUUGCAUGGCACCCUGGGAGGGGCUGGGAGACUACUACAGAGAAUCCAUCUGUCGCGGCGGCAUACCUGACCAUGCUUUCUGGAGACCCGGGAAGCGCGAGGAUGUCGGCGCGAUGGUGGAAAAGUACGGUACUUGGAAUGACUAUUGGGAGGACAAGAAGCCGAAGCUCCGCAACAUCGUUGUUCCAAUGUAUGCUACCGCCAGCUUCUCAACCAGGCUACAUACCGAAGGAUCACUGAGGGGAUUCAUGCUCUCUCGGUCAUCUGAGAAAUGGUUGCGCUGGUGCUACACCCAGGAGUGGCACGACAUAUACAAACCAGAGAACAACGACGACCUGCAGCGAUUCUUUGACAAGUACAUGCUCGACAAGGAUAACGGCUGGGAAUCCACGCCUCGGGUUCGAUACUCACUCCUGGGCUACAACCGUCCCACCAUCAUCAACGUGCCAAGUGAUCAGUAUCCUCCAGCCAAGUUCAAGUACGAAACGUUGUUCCUCGAUGCGACGACGGGAUCUCUGGGGCCUCAUAAACCGUCCAAGGAGGGCCUGGUUGGGUACCAAGCGGAUUCGCCUUCUGACAACGGAUGCUGGUUCGUCCACACCUUCGAGGAGUACACCGAGCUGUGUGGUAUCUCAAAGGCCAAAGUAUACGUGUCAACACCUAAUGAUGACGAUAUGGACGUCUACGUCGUGCUACGCAAGCUCGACAAGAACGGCAAAGAGCUGUGGCAUCAGAACAUUCCCAUGGAAGACCUCCCAACGGGCACAACAGUGGACGAUAUUCCGAACCAUAACGUCUGGCGCUACAUCGGACCCAACGGCCGUCUUCGUGCAUCGCAUCGCGCCAUCACCUAUGAGUCGCUUACGGACCUUGGCCCAGACGAAUACAAGGAACUGAUGGGACCCGCGUACGUGUACCAUCCUCAUACAGCAACACAGCCAUUACGCCGCGACCAAGUUGUCGAGCUCGAGAUUAGUCUCUGGCCUGGGGGUUUGAUCUUUGAUGCUGGAGAAUCCAUGAGUCUCAAUUCUUAG
This is a messenger RNA of Alternaria incomplexa, 1731 nucleotides long. RefSeq lists its product as uncharacterized. Bases 1 to 1731 code for a protein of 576 amino acids. Gene Ontology annotation, molecular function: dipeptidyl-peptidase activity. The record is from RefSeq and is a predicted model, not a curated record. NCBI's taxonomy places the organism in Eukaryota, Fungi, Ascomycota, Dothideomycetes, Pleosporales, Pleosporaceae. The transcript has 4 exons.